Messenger RNA from Anoplopoma fimbria (sablefish), 885 nucleotides. Its product is annotated as adenylate kinase isoenzyme 5-like. Gene Ontology annotation, molecular function: ATP binding; AMP kinase activity. Gene Ontology annotation, cellular component: cytoplasm; cytosol. The transcript has 4 exons. Lineage: Eukaryota; Metazoa; Chordata; Actinopteri; Perciformes; Anoplopomatidae. Gene Ontology annotation, biological process: nucleoside triphosphate biosynthetic process. The coding region runs from base 98 to 778 and encodes 226 amino acids. The record is from RefSeq and is a predicted model, not a curated record.
GACAACAACCAUACCCUCAUUACCAUCCCCAAUACCCCAAACAAACCUGACUGCUCCUCCAGUCCGGUCUCAGCUCUCCAUAGACUCGGACUCUGACAUGACAGAAAGCUCUGGACUCCUGCAGGAAGUCAGCAUCCUGCCUCCUCAGAGGCCACGCCCCCUAAUCAUCUUCAUCAUUGGUGGUCCAGGAAGUGGGAAGGGAAGUCAGGCGGCGAGGCUCGCUCAUCGCUUCAGCUUCAGAGUCAUCUCAUUGGACGAACUGCUGAGGAGGCAGCUGCUAAGCCACGCCUCCCCCAGCAGAAAGUGGGAGGUUAUUUCACAAAUGAUGGGUCAUGGAGAGCUGGGACCACAGGAUGAAACCAUCUCAGAGCUGCGGCGUCAGCUGAUUGGUCAGCAGGAGGCCAGAGGGUUCAUCGUGGACGGAUUCCCUCGAGAUGUCCACCAGGCUCUCAACUUCCAGGAACAGAUUGGCUCUCCUGACCUGGUGAUGCUGCUGCUCUGCUCCAAUGAGACACUGCGCUGUCGACUGCAGCAACGAGCAACUCAACUUGGUCUCCUAGGAGACAAUAGCCACGCCCUGCGGAGACGCUUAGAGACAUUCCAGAGAGACAUCGUCUCUAUCAGCAGAUACUACGGACAACUACACCUGUUGAUACAGGUACACCUGCUGACAAAGCUACACCCUUUGACACAGUUAAACCCGCUGAUACAAGUACACCUGAUGACACAUGAACCCCCGGGACACAAGUACACCCGCCGAAACAGUCGCACACACUGAUACAAGUACACUUUAACUUUCAAUUCAAUUCAAUUUUAUUUUGUAAAGCCCAAAUUGUGAUUCUUUAAGGCUUUACGAUUCGUACGCAUGCGACAUCCUCUGUCCUU